AUGCUGCGCCGGUCGACGACGACGAUGCUGCUGCCGCGCCGGGCCUUCUGGAGCGCGGCGAAGGAGGCGCUGGUGACGGGCAAGGAGACGCUGAGCGUCCUUAGCCGCGCCGAAGAGAUCGGCGCCAAGACGUCGGCGCUCGCCAACGUGCAGCUCAAUAUGACGCACUUUCUGCCCGAGCUCCUUCGCAUGCGCGUCUCGUCGCUACUCAAAGAGCGCACGCAUGUGCAACUUGAGAAGCUCAAGGAAACCAUCACGCUCGGGAAGCAGGCCAAGCGGUUCCCGCGCGACGCCCACAACGAGCAAGUCGGCUGGGAAAUGUCCAAGAAGCCCAAGAUCCCAGCUUUUUCCUACGGCCCGCAAGAGACGCUCGCGUACAUGGCCCACGAGAUGGACGGCGUCUACUCGUCCGUGCACCACGUCUUCCGGCAGAUGGCCAAGCCGGCCGUGAGCUUCCGCGACGACGACGACGACAACAAGGCGAAGAAUGCACCGUUUGCGCCCAAGAGCCUCUUGGACUUUGGCGGCGGGCCGGGCACGGCGGCAUGGGUCGCCAAGCAGUUUUACGACGACUCGAUCAACGAGUAUCGCAUCAUUGAGCCGAGCCAGAGCAUGCUGGAUGCGGCGCAGGUCACGAUGGAAGGCUUCCGCGGUCUCUCGUUCCGCAAGAGCCUCGGCGAGAUGAAGCGCGAGAUCGAGAAGGGCAAGACGUACGACCUCAUUACGCUGAGCUUUGUGCUCAGCGACAUCACCAACGACGUCGAGCGCAUUGCGAUCGUCUCGACCUUGUGGAGUCUCCUCGCCGACGGCGGCCGGCUCGUCAUUGUCGACCGAGGCAACUCGUGGGGCUCGCUCCAAGUGCGCUCGGCGCGCCAGUUUGUGCUCGACUCGCUCACGACCAACCAAGAAGAGGUGAUUGCGUCCGACGACGCGGUGCCGCACGUUGAAGGCGGCCGCAUCCUCGGCCCGUGCCCGCACGCCAAAGAGUGCCCGAUGAAGGAAGGCGAGUGGUGUCAUUUUGUACAACGGACGCCGCAGGUGUCCCAGCCGCGCCUCCCGACGCCGCAGCGCUGGACGGGCUACCACAGCAUGAAGUUUUCGUACGUCACGCUGGAAAAGAAGGCGGGCUACAGCUCGGCGGCCAACGACGAAGAGACGCACGCUCGCUUGACGCGCGGCCCGUUGACGAGCACGCGCCAAGUGACAAUCGACCUGUGCCAUCCCAACGGCUCGCUGGAGCGCCGCGCCGUGACCAAGGGCCGCGCGGUCCGGGAAGCGUACCGCGCCGCGCGCAAGUCGCACUGGGGCGGCCAAUGGCCCAAGGACAAGGACGCAUACGAGCUGCCCAAGGUGGUGUACCCACCCAAGGUGCGCAAGCCGCGCCGCCUGCGCAAGGUGGCGACGCCGCCGACGGCCACGAAACCCAACACGCUGUAA
Saprolegnia parasitica CBS 223.65 is the source of this 1437-nucleotide messenger RNA. RefSeq lists its product as hypothetical. The record is from RefSeq and is a predicted model, not a curated record. The transcript has 5 exons. Gene Ontology annotation, cellular component: mitochondrial small ribosomal subunit. NCBI's taxonomy places the organism in Eukaryota, Oomycota, Saprolegniomycetes, Saprolegniales, Saprolegniaceae. Gene Ontology annotation, molecular function: structural constituent of ribosome; methyltransferase activity. The coding region runs from base 1 to 1437 and encodes 478 amino acids. Gene Ontology annotation, biological process: translation.